AUGACUGAAAUAGUUGCCCCUGCUCUUUCAACUCAUCAAGAUGACAACACUUUUACCUAUGACAAGUACCAAGACAAGCAAAAGGAUAGAAGUUACCUUGGUCCAAACUGGAACGAUGAGCAGAGCUUAAGAGAAAAGCUAAUAGAAUUCUAUUCAAUAGACGAGUUAGUUGUCCACUUGGGACAAAGAGCUUCAGAUGGCUCAUUCAAGUUCAAAAAGAUAACACUGCAGUUUCCAGAUUCAUUAGUUGCAGAUGCUGCAAUCGUUGUGCAGCUGCUACAAGAGAAAUUAGGAAAUGCUAGUAAAGCGCAAGAUAAUACUCAACAAGUUUGGAUUUUAGCAGACACUGCUUAUAGUCCAUGUUGUAUUGAUGAAGUUGCAGCAGAACAUGUUUUGAGUGAUAUUGUCGUACAUUUCGGUGAUGCUUGUAUGAAUGCCAUUCAGAAGCUACCAGCUGUUUACGUUUUUGGGAAACCCUAUCUUGAUAUCGAUACAAUUGUUGGGAAAUUCAAAGCAACAUACCCCAAUGAAAGCUCAAAAGUGGUAUUGAUGGCUGAUACUUCUUACUCUAGACACUUGCCAGAAUUGUUUAAUAUCUUGAAAGAGACUUAUAAAGAUGUUGCAUAUGCUGAUAUUUCACCAGAAAGGGCUUCAAAUGCGAAGAUCAUAGGAUUCAAAAGCACUAAUCAGGAAGGGUCAAUACGGUUUUCAAAUCGCAAGCUUAUAACAUCAUCAGAUGAAGCUUUAGAAGAUGAGAACCUACAGGAUUAUGCAUUAUUCCAUAUCAGCACCCCUGAGCCACCUCAUCUGUUAUACCUAAGUACUAAGUUUGGAUCGGUUACCUUGUUCGACACUAUCAAUAAUUCAAUAAAUCAGGGUCCAUUCCCUUCAUUAAUGAAAAGAUACCGUUAUAUGCACAUUGCUAGAACAGCCGGUACUAUUGGUAUACUGGUGAAUACAUUGUCAUUGCGCAAUACAACUGAGGUCAUUAAUAAAGUUUCCAGAAAGAUUAAAGAAGCUGAUAAGAAAUACUACAUGUUUGUUGUUGGUAAGCCAAAUGUGGCCAAACUUGCAAAUUUUGAAUCUAUUGAUGUUUGGUGUAUUUUGGGCUGUGGUCAAGGUGGUAUCAUUGUUAAUAAUAAUAAUGAUUUUUUCAAACCAAUCAUCACCCCUUAUGAAUUAGAAAUGGCUUUGAGCCCCGAAGUCCAAUGGACUGGAAAAUGGGUCACUGAAUUUGAAAACGUCAUAAAUGAUGAAGAGUCAAAUGAGGAUAGCGAAGCCAGUACGUCAUUGGAUGAUACAAAUUCACCAACUUUAGAGGGUGAAGAUGAAGCACCUGAGUUCAAUGCAGUUACUGGUAAAUACGUUUCAAAUUCAAGACCAAUGAGACAAAUACAACACUUAGAGAUUGAUGCUGUUGACUCAACUGUUGAGCAAGAGAACCAAUUAGUGAAAAAGUUUUCUCAGGCUGUUGCCAUCAAAGGAACGGUCUCCACUUCAGCUAUUCAUUUACAAAAUAGAGAAUGGACUGGGUUGGGAAGUGAUUUCGUUGAUAACGAUGUUGAUGAUGAGGGAGCUCUAGUUGAAGAUGGAAGAGGUGGUAUUGCUCGUGGAUAUGAUUUCGAUGUCAAGGGCAGUUACUAA
Molecule: messenger RNA, 1644 nt
Organism: Hansenula anomala
Lineage: Eukaryota; Fungi; Ascomycota; Saccharomycetes; Phaffomycetales; Wickerhamomycetaceae
Gene: DPH2
Product: 2-(3-amino-3-carboxypropyl)histidine synthase
Exons: 2
Coding region: 1-1644 (547 amino acids)
Biological process (GO): protein histidyl modification to diphthamide
Molecular function (GO): 2-(3-amino-3-carboxypropyl)histidine synthase activity
Source: RefSeq, a predicted model, not a curated record